This is a messenger RNA of Miscanthus lutarioriparius, 4089 nucleotides long. The record is from the annotation of a GenBank genome assembly. Lineage: Eukaryota; Viridiplantae; Streptophyta; Magnoliopsida; Poales; Poaceae.
AUGCUCCGCAGAGCCGCGCCGUCCCUUGCUUUCUGGAGGCAGCGGCCGCAGGCCAACCAUGCGGGCCGGAACCUGUCCGCGCGGCUCCCACUACAGCCUCUUUCCCACAUCUCAUCGGCAGUGCCAGACCGCGCCGCGCAGCAGCGGACAACGCGGGUCUCCUUCCCUCGCGGCCGCACCCGCGACUUGUUCGACGGAACGCGGCACCGGGAUGCGGUCUCCUGGAACGCCGUGGUCUCUGGCCACGCCAGGCGCGGUAACGUCCCCGACGCGCUGGGUACCGCGGCGCGGAUGCAUAGCUCGGGACUACCGCUCACGGAGGCCACCUUCGCGUCGGUGGUCGGCGCAUGCGCACGCGGGCGGAUGUUCCACGCUGGGACGCAGGCGCACGGCCAAGUGAUCAAGUCCGGGUGCGAGGGCUUCGCGGUCAUCGGGGCGUCCCUCCUCGACUUCUACUCCUCGUGCUUCGACCUCCGUGCAACUCGCGCUCUCUUUGAGUCUCUGCACCCGAGGAACGAGCUGCUGUGGAGCCCGAUGGUGGUUGCGCUUGUGAGAUUCGGCUUGCUGGCUGAGGCCUUGGACUUGCUUCAAAUUACACCAGCGCCACGUGAUGUGUUUGCAUGGACCGCAGUCAUAUCUGGCUAUGCUAAGGGCACUGAUCAGUGCUGUGGCAAGGCACUGCUGCUGUUUGUGAAGUUAUUGGCUGAUGAUGGUGUCAUGCCGAAUGAGUACACUUAUGACAGUGUUUUGAGGGCAUGUGUGAGGUUGGGCGCAUUGGAUUUUGGGCGAUCCGUUCAUGGAUGUUUGAUCAGAUGUGGGUUUCGGUCUGAGCAGUUAGUCACUAGUGCUCUUGUUGAUCUUUACUGCACUUAUGAUGCUUUGGAUGAUGCACUGCUGGUCUAUAAUGACUUGGAUAGGCCAUCCUUGAUCACAUCCAAUACACUGAUUGCAGGACUUAUAUCCAUUGGUAGGGCAGAGGAUGCUAAGAUAGUAUUCUCACAGAUGCCAGAGCAGGACUCAGGUUCCUACAAUCUGAUGAUUAAAGCAUAUGCUAUGGAGGGAAAGCUUGAACAUUGCCGAAGGAUGUUUGAGAAGAUGCCUCGGAGAAACAUGGUGUCCUUAAACUCCAUGAUGUCGGUAUUGCUCCAGAACGGAAGGUUGGAAGAGGGGUUGAAGCUGUUUAAACAGAUUAAGGACGAGAGAGACACAAUAACAUGGAAUUCUAUGAUUUCAGGUUACAUUCAGAAUGACAAACCUUCAGAGGCUCUGAAGCUAUUUGUGGUCAUGUGCCGGUUGUCUAUUGGAUGCAGCCCGUCUACAUUCUCUGCUCUAUUGCAUGCCUGUGCAACUAUUGGAACUCUUGAGCAAGGCAGAAUGGUACAUGCUCACCUCUGCAAGACUUCGUUUGACUCCAAUGGUCAUGUUGGAACAGCCCUUGCUGAUAUGUACUUUAAAUGUGGUUGCGUGAUUGAUGCACGAUCUGCAUUUACUUAUAUCACAUCACCUAAUGUUGCCUCAUGGACAUCUCUUAUCAAUGGUCUUGCACAGAAUGGUCACUGGUUGGAGGCUCUGUUACAAUUUGGGAGGAUGCUGAAGCAUCAUGUCAGUCCCAACGAAAUCACUUUUCUGGGUCUCCUUAUGGCUAGUGCUCGUGCUGGUUUGGUUAACAAGGGGAUGAAAAUCUUUUACUCCAUGGAAAACUUUGGACUAGUUCCAACUGUGCAGCACUAUACUUGUGCUGUCGAUCUCCUUGGUCGGACUGGGCGUACCAGAGAAGCAGAGAAGUUCAUCUAUGAAAUGCCUUUGCCAGCGGAUGGUAUAAUCUGGGGAGCCCUACUUACUGCCUGCUGGUACUCGAUGGACCUAGAGAUGGGUGAGAAAGUUGCCCAGAGGCUUUUUUUCAUGGGCACAAAACAUAGGUCUGCUUAUGUCGCGAUGUCUAACAUCUAUGCUAAAUUGGGGAAAUGGGAAGAUGUUGUGAUGGUAAGGACACGGCUGAGGAGUCUAAAUGCGAAAAAGGAACCAGGCUGCAGUUGGAUUGAGAUCAAGGACAUAGUUCAUGUAUUCCUUGUGGACGACCAGAAUCAUCCUGAGAGAGAUAAUAUAUAUUCCAUGCUAGAAGGCCUUUUCUGCGUUACUGGAAGGCUGAAAACUAGGAAUGACCUUGAAUGCACACAGCUGAUAAUAUUUGCUGCUUCCUACAUUCCUGGAUUGAUGAAAGCAAAGAACACAAGGGGAGUAAUUUUGAUAUUACUUGAAACAUCAAAGGAAAAGGUUCGCAUAGGAAUAACAGUCUCUGGAAACAUCUACGGCCUUCGAAACCUCUCCCGCCUCGCGAGUCGCGACUCGUCUCGCGUCUCCGGAAGCAUGGGAGGCCUGGAGGAGGACGAGGCCAUGGAGGACCUCGACGCCGGGGUGGACGCCGAUGAGGACUAUUUCCCGCCGACGAUGAAGGUCGGGGAGGAGAAGGAGAUCGGGAAGGAGGGGCUCAAGAAGAAGCUCGUCAAGGAGGGCGAGGGGUGGGAUCGCCCCGAGACCGGCGACGAGGUCGAAGUGCGUUACAUUGGCACUCUUUUGGACGCAACAAAGUUUGAUUCGAGCCGUGACCGUGGAACCCCGUUCAAAUUCAAACUUGGACAAGGGCAAGUGAUUAAGGGAUGGGACCUGGGCAUCAAGACCAUGAAGAAGGGUGAGAACGCAAUCUUCACUAUUCCUCCGGGGCUUGCCUAUGGCGAGACAGGUUCACCGCCCACCAUUCCACCCAAUGCCACACUCCAGUUUGACGUUGAGCUCCUGUCAUGGGCCAGUGUCAAGGACAUAUGCAAGGACGGUGGAAUCUUCAAGAAGAUCCUUGUUGAAGGCGAGAAGUGGGAGAACCCCAAGGACCUUGAUGAAGUUUUUGUCAAGUAUGAGGCAAGACUCGAGGAUGGAACUGUUGUGUCCAAGUCUGAUGGUGUUGAGUUUGCCGUCAAAGAUGGUUACUUCUGCCCGGCGCUUUCGAAGGCUGCGAAGACAAUGAAGAAGGGCGAAAAGGUUCUCCUCACUGUCAAGCCACAAUAUGGAUUCGGAGAACAAGGAAAACCAGCUUCUGGAGAUGAAGUAGCAGUGCCUCCAAAUGCUACGCUGCAUAUAGAUCUUGAGCUGGUUUCUUGGAAGACUGUGACACUUAUCGGAGAUCGCAAGAGGAUCUUGAAGAAAGUCCUCAAGGAAGGCGAAGGUUAUGAACGUCCUAAUGAUGGAGCAGUAGUGAGAGUGAGGCUUAUUGGCAAAUUGGAGGAUGGUACUGUCUUUGUAAAGAAAGGGCAUGACGGUGAAGAGCCUUUUGAGUUGAAGACAGAUGAAGAGCAGGUUAUUGAAGGGCUUGACAUAACAGUGGUUAAUAUGAAGAAAGGAGAGGUUGCGUUGGUCAGAGUACCACCUGAACAUGCAUUUGGAUCUGUAGAAACAAAGCAAGAUCUUGCUGUUGUUCCUCCUGAUUCUACUGUCUUUUAUGAAGUGGAGCUUGUUUCCUUUGAGAAGGAGAAAGAAUCUUGGGACUUGAAGACCAAUACUGAGAAGAUCGAAGCAGCUGCCAAGAAGAAAGAUGAAGGGAAUGUGUGGUUUAAGAUGGGCAAGUAUGCCAAGGCCUCUAAGAGAUACGAGAAGGCUGCAAAAUACAUUGAGUAUGACAGCUCUUUCAGUGAGGAUGAGAAGAAGCAAUCAAAAGCUCUGAAAAUCAGUUGCAAGCUCAACAACGCAGCCUGCAAGCUGAAACUGAAAGAAUACAGAGAAGCAGAGAAACUCUGCACAAAGGUUCUGGAACUCGAGAGCACAAAUGUUAAGGCCUUGUACAGAAGGGCGCAAGCAUACAUCAAGCUUGUUGACCUAGAGCUGGCAGAGUUGGAUGUGAAGAAAGCGCUGGAAAUUGAUCCUGACAACAGGGAUGUGAAGCUGGUGUACAAGACCCUAAAGGAAAGGAUGAGAGAGUACAAUAGACGUGAUGCCAAGUUCUACGGCAACAUGUUCGCGAAAUGGAGGAAGCUUGAACAGCUGCAGAAGGUGCCCAGGAAGCAGGAGCCGCAACCGAUGGCCAUCGACAGUGCAGCAUAA